Molecule: messenger RNA, 8795 nt
Organism: Acanthoscelides obtectus
Lineage: Eukaryota; Metazoa; Arthropoda; Insecta; Coleoptera; Chrysomelidae
Source: the annotation of a GenBank genome assembly
AAAUAUUUUUCCGCACAUUCUUAUGAAUUUUCAUAAUAUCCUAGCGAAUCGGCAACGGCGCCUCGCUUUGUUCGCUCCCACCACCAGCCAGUUUUCCAGCGACUGAACCGCCGAGGAACUAGCGAACUGUCAUUGACAGAAAACGAACUUGUUGAGAAAGAGAAACCCAUACCCAGCGAAAAGACUAUCACCACAAACACGCCCGGUGUAGUGAGUGUACGAAAAACUCAGUAAAAACAGCAAUAAACGUCGUCAAUUAACCAAGUUCAACGUAACGUGAAACGGUUCGCCUUCGGUCUGUGGCGACUUGAUGUGAUCGCGGCUCAAGUUAUCGGGUGGUUCUUUGUGUAGCUUCGCCAUGGCCGACUCGACGGAACAGAAGGAAGCCAAGGACCGUUUCGAUCCGGAGUUGAAGUUCCUCUACGUCGACAGGAACAACUUCAACGACCCGGCAACUCAGGCGGAAUGGACCCAGAAAAGGCUCGUGUGGGUGCCUCACGAGACGCACGGCUUCGUGGCCGCGAGCAUCAAAGGCGAAAAGGGGGAUGAGGUUGAAGUGGAGCUCCAGGAAACUGGAAAGAGGAUCGUGGUGCCCAAGGAUGAUAUCCAGAAAAUGAACCCUCCCAAGUUCGAUAAGGUCGAGGAUAUGGCCGAACUGACAUGUCUCAAUGAGGCAUGUGUCCUGCACAACCUCAAAGACCGGUAUUAUUCUGGCCUCAUUUAUACCUAUUCCGGGCUGUUUUGUGUGGUGGUCAACCCCUACAAGAAGCUGCCUAUUUACACAGAAAAGAUCAUGGAGAGGUAUAAGGGGAUCAAACGACAUGAAGUUCCACCUCAUGUUUUUGCCAUAACAGACACUGCCUAUAGGUCGAUGUUACAAGAAAGGGAAGACCAGUCCAUACUUUGUACGGGAGAGUCCGGCGCUGGCAAAACAGAAAAUACGAAAAAAGUGAUCCAAUAUUUAGCGUAUGUAGCAGCAUCAAAAUCACCGAAAGGCUCAGGAGCGCAGAAAGACCUUAUCGGAGGAUUAGAACAACAAUUACUUCAAGCAAACCCCAUCCUAGAAGCAUUUGGUAAUGCCAAAACUAUCAAGAACGACAACUCUUCACGAUUUGGUAAAUUCAUUAGAAUAAACUUCGACGCUUCAGGAUACAUAGCCGGGGCGAAUAUCGAAACGUACCUUCUAGAAAAAUCUCGUGCCAUCAGACAAGCGAAAUACGAAAGGACCUUCCACAUAUUCUAUCAACUUUUAGCUGGGGCGUCAGAAGCUCAAAGAAAGGAAUUCAUCCUUGAGGACCCGCGUUCGUACAGUUUCCUCCGCGAGGACAAUCACAUAGUGCCCGGCGUCGACGACGCCCAAGAGUUCCAGAACACGGUGAAGAGCAUGCACAUCAUGGGCAUGACGAACGAGGACUUCAGCGCCAUCUUCAGGGUGGUCUCGGCGGUGAUGCUGUUCGGAAAGAUGGAGUUCAAACAGGAUAGAAAUUCCGACCAAGCUACCCUCCCGGACAACACGGUCGCUCAGAAGAUAGCCCACCUUUUGGGUCUGUCGGUCACCGACAUGACCAGGGCGUUCUUGAAACCCAGGAUUAAAGUAGGCAGGGAUUUCGUCACGAAAAGUCAGACGAAAGAGCAGGUUGAGUUUGCCGUCGAGGCGGUUUCGAAGGCUUGUUACGAAAGGAUGUUCAAAUGGCUGGUUACCAGGAUAAAUAGAUCGCUGGGCAGGACGAAGAGACAAGGAGCCAGCUUCAUAGGCAUCCUCGAUAUCGCCGGUUUCGAAAUAUUCGACUUGAACUCGUUCGAACAACUGUGCAUCAACUACACCAACGAGAAACUUCAGCAGCUGUUCAAUCACACGAUGUUCAUUUUGGAGCAGGAGGAAUACCAACGGGAAGGCAUCGAGUGGAAGUUUAUCGAUUUUGGGCUUGAUUUGCAGCCCACCAUCGAUCUCAUAGACAAACCUAUGGGUAUUAUGGCGUUGCUUGACGAAGAGUGCCUCUUCCCGAAGGCCACAGACAAGACCUUUGUUGACAAAUUGGUGACAGCUCACACGACCCAUCCCAAAUUCAAGAAGAGCGACUUUAGGGGCGUUGCCGACUUUUCAAUCAUCCACUAUGCUGGAAAAGUGGAUUAUUGCGCCAAUCAGUGGCUGAUGAAGAACAUGGAUCCUCAGAACGAGAACGUCGUUUCGUUGCUUCAAGGUUCCGCUGACCCAUUCGUGGUCCACAUCUGGAAAGACGCCGAGAGUCUGGGUCGUGCCAAAGGCAUGUUCCGCACCGUUUCGUACCUAUACAAAGAACAGCUGGCCAAUCUGAUGGUAACACUUCGCAAUACGAACCCCAACUUUGUCCGCUGCAUCAUCCCCAAUCACGAGAAGAAAGCAGGCAAGAUCGACGCUCCUUUGGUGCUGGACCAACUGAGGUGUAAUGGCGUCCUCGAGGGCAUCAGGAUUUGCAGGCAAGGCUUCCCGAACAGGAUACCGUUCCAGGAAUUCAGGCAACGCUACGAGUUGCUCACGCCCAACGUUAUCAACAAAGGAUUCAUGGAUGGUAAGAAGGCGUGCGAAGCGAUGAUCAAAAGUCUGGAGCUGGACAAAAACCUGUUCCGCAUCGGUCAGUCCAAGAUAUUCUUCAGAGCCGGUGUGUUGGCUCACCUUGAGGAGGAGAGAGACUACAAAAUCACAGAUCUCAUAGUUAACUUCCAGGCGUUCUGCAGAGGAUUCCUCUCUCGAAGGAACUACCAGAAACGCGUGCAGCAACUGAACGCGAUUCGCAUCAUCCAGAGGAACUGCUCUGCGUACCUCAAGUUGAGGAACUGGCAAUGGUGGAGACUAUACACCAAAGUUAAGCCGUUGCUGGAGGUUACCAAACAGGAGGAGAAACUCAUGCAGAAAGAAGACGAAUUGAAACAGGUGAAAGACAAGCUGGAUCACCACAUAAAGUCCGCGCAAGAGUACGAAAAGAAAUACCAGCAAGCCCAAGAAGAGAAGAUGGUCCUGCAGGAGCAGCUCCAAGCGGAAGUCGAACUGUGCGCCGAAGCGGAAGAAAUGCGCGCCAGGCUCACGGCUCGGAAACAAGAACUGGAGGAGAUCCUCCACGACCUCGAAGCCAGGAUAGAGGAAGAGGAAGAAAGAGCUAAUACUAUGGCUAACGAUAAGAAGAAACUGCAGCUCACCAUUCAAGAUUUGGAAGAGCAGUUGGAGGAAGAAGAAGCUGCCAGGCAAAAACUGCAACUGGAGAAGGUCCAGUGUGAUAAUAAGUUGAAGAAGCUCGAAGAGGACUUGGCUCUAAGCGAUGAUACCAAUCAGAAGCUGCUCAAAGAGAAGAAGGUGCUUGAGGAAAGAGCUAACGAUCUGAGUCAGGCUCUGGCUGAAGAGGAAGAGAAGGCGAAGCAUUUGGCUAAGCUGAAGGCAAAGCACGAGUCCACGAUCGCUGAAUUGGAGGAGAGGUUGCUCAAAGAUCAUCAGCAGAGACAAGAGACUGAUAGGUCUAAACGAAAAGUCGAAACUGAGGUAAACGACCUGAAAGAACAGCUCAACGAAAAGAGGAUGCAAAUCGAAGAGUUGCAGUUGCAACUGGGCAAGAGAGAAGAAGAACUGGCUCAAGCUAUGGUCAAAGUGGACGAAGAAAGUGCUCAAAAGGCUCAAUCCCAAAAGGCGCUCAGAGAAUUGGAGAGCCAGCUGACCGAACUGCAGGAGGAUCUGGAAGCGGAAAAAGCUGCCAGGAGUAAAGCCGAGAAGAUGAAGCGCGACCUGAACGAAGAACUCGAAGCCCUGAAGAACGAACUUUUGGACUCGUUGGACACAACAGCGGCGCAACAAGAGCUGCGCUCCAAACGGGAACAAGAACUCGCCACGUUGAAGAAAACUCUGGAGGAAGAGACGCAAGUGCACGAAGUCGUGCAGGCCGAUAUGAGGCACAAGCAUACCCAAGAGCUGACGGCCGUCAACGAACAGCUGGAGAACCUGAAGAAGCUGAAAGCGACGUUGGAGAAGACCAAGCAGACUUUGGAGGCUGAGAAUGCCGAUUUGGCGACGGAGUUGAGGAAUAUCAACGCGAGCAGGCAGGAAGGCGAAAGACGCAGGAAGCAAGCCGAAAGUCAGCUCGCAGAACUUUCCGCCAAAUUAGCAGAAGUAGACAGAUCAAGGGCAGAAUUGCAGGAGAAGACGAUCAAGCUUCAACAGGAGGUCGAGAACGCUGCUCAACAAUUGGAACAAGCCGAACUCAAAGCCUCUACAGCAAUGAAGAACCAAGCCACGAUAGAGUCUCAAUUCGCUGAAGCUCAAGCGGCGUUAGAGGAGGAGACCAAGCAAAAGCUGUCUCUAAGCUCAAAAUUGAGGCAAUUGGAGUCGGAGAAGGAGACGCUCCAGGAACAGAUAGAAGAGGAGGAAGAAGCUAAGAAGAACCUUGAGAAACAGAUGGCGGCGAUGACCGCCCAGCUGGCCGAAGCGAAGAAAAAGGCCGAAGACGAAGCAGAACAGGCCGCCAUAUUGGAAGAGAGCAAGAAGAAACUCGCCAAGGAUUUGGAAGCGCUGCAGAGGCAAGUUGAAGACUUGACAGCCGCCAACGAUAAGCUGGAGAGGAGCAAGAAGAAGAUCGCCGCCGAACUCGAGGACGCGAACAUCGAUCUGGAGACUCAACGCCAGAAAGUCUCCGAGCUGGAAAAGAAACAGAAGAACUUCGACAAGAUCCUCGCCGAAGAAAAGGCAGUUAGCGAACAGCUCGGCACCGAAAAGGAAGCGGCCGAAAAGGAAGCCAGGGACAAGGAAACUCUCGUCCUGUCUCUGAAACGCGAACUGGACGAUUCCAACGUGAAAAUCGAAGAGUUGGAGAGGGUCAGGAGACAGUUGCAAUCGGAGUUGGACGAGUUGGUGAAUAACCAGGGUACCGCGGAUAAGAAUGUGCACGAGCUAGAAAAGGCGAAGAGAUCGUUGGAGAGCCAACUUGCAGAGCUGAAGGCUCAGAAUGAAGAGCUGGAAGACGAGCUGCAGCUGACCGAGGACGCCAAGUUGAGGCUGGAGGUUAACAUGCAGGCGUUGAGAGCGCAGUUCGAGAGAGAUAUUCAGGCAAAAGAAGAACAAGCCGAAGAAAAACGAAGAGGUAUAUUGAAGCAACUGCGUGAUUUGGAAGCGGAGCUGGACGAAGAAAGGAAACAAAGAGCCGCAGCUGUCAGCGCUAGAAAGAAGCUGGAGGGGGACAUAAAGGAAUUGGAAAGUCAGACUGAGUUACACAUCAAGGUGAAAGAAGACGCGCUGAAACAGCUGAAAAAGUCGCAGCAACAGUGCAAAGAGGCGGUCAGAGAAGCGGAGGAAUGCCGGGCGUCCAGAGACGAAUUGGCGGCGGGAUGUAAAGAGGCGGAAAGGAAAGCGAAGGCUAUGGAAGCGGAAGUACUUCAACUGGCCGAAGAGGUGGCGGCUGCCGAAAGGGCCAGAAGGGCCGCCGAAGCGGAGAGAGACGAAUUGUUAGAGGAGGUCAAUAGCAGUAAUAGCAAAGGUAGUCUCCUAAUCGAUGAAAAACGGCGGUUAGAAGCACGCAUCGCCACAUUAGAAGAAGAAAUUGAGGAAGAACAAAGCACCAAUGAACUGCUGCAAGAUAGAGCAAGGAAAGCACAGCUCGCUGCUGAGCAGGCUCAGGCAGACCUCGCCGCAGAACGUUCCGCCUUCCAGAAGCAGGAAUCUCAACGGUUGCUGCUAGAAAGACAGAACAAGGAACUUAAGGCAAAACUUGCGGAGCUUGAAACAGCGCAACGUACCAAGACCAAGGCAACGAUUGCAGCUCUCGAAAGCAAGAUUAGCAAUUUGGAGGAACAGCUCGAGGUGGAAGCGAAAGAGCGCCUCGCCGGCCAAAAGACGAACCGAAAACUGGACAAGAAAAUAAAAGAACUGCUGAUGCAGCUGGAGGACGAACGCAGACACGCAGACCAGUACAAAGAGCAAGUGGAGAAGAGCAACACGAGGGUGAAGACGUUGAAGAGGCAAUUGGACGAAGCCGAGGAGGAAAUUGCGAGAGAGAAAGCGCAGAAGAGGAAGGCUCAGAGGGAAUGCGAGGAUAUGCUGGAGAGCCACGAGAGCAUGACGAGGGAGAUCAACAACCUCAAGAGCAAACUCAGACGAGGUACCAUGGGCAUUUCCUCCUCUCGGCUGAGCUCGAGCACCAAACGUGGUUCCGUUCAAACCUCAUCGACCACAGGAAGCGGAAACGGAAGUGGAGACGACUCCACCACUCAGGAUGAGGCCAUGGACGGCGACGACGCUCCGAAUUAGAAUUCAAAUUGGAAACCAACUCAGUCGCUAUGCAUUUAAUAGACCACGAUGUACUAGACGCCAGCUUGGAAAACUGCUUUCGAAAAUUGAAUGUGGGUCACUCUCGAAGCGGCGCUGGACUCACAGAGUGUAUCGUGCGUAUUUUCUCGCGAAAGAGACUGCGGUGAAUUGUUUCUAUGGAAAUGUCAAAAAUUAAACAUACUUUUCGAUCAAUUUUGAGUUUCACAUGCAAUUUAAGGAUAUAGAGACAACGUUGACCAUAUGAAUUUGACAUUUGGUUUAAAGGUUCAGUAACUUUUCAAGGGUGCAAUUGACUAUAUAUUACGUGGUCUGUUUCCAAGAUUUUGAAGUUUAAAGCUUAAAAUUGUACCCACGAAGAAAUUUGAAGCAAAAUUUAUACAUGCAAAAAUAAGGAUUUUUUCGAGUGGCCCACGUUGUUGCAAUUUUAUUAUGAUUCACUACGUACUGCAUUUAAACGUUCUCCUUUAAAAGGAAAAGCGUGAAACGGUUGAGUUACUUUUUUUUCAUUUUGAAACUUUAUAUGUUUGGGUCUAAAUUACAUUUAUUGCAGUAAGAUUAUGUUGUCCUGGUGUUUAAGCGAAAGCUUUGAGGUCUGCUCACAAUGUCGUAUCGAGCACGUGCACCGAGGAUUAAAAAAAAUUCUGUGGGAACCGCAAAACAGCCCCUGCAUUCAGGCUUCUGCGUGCGAGGCUGCUUUGGUGUGAAAAAAACGUCUCCUGAAAAUUGGGGUACCGUUUUUAAUGUGUACUCGCUCUAGCAUACGUGAUUCUAUGUCUCUCUGUCUCAUAUACAGGGUUGGCCAUAGUAAAAUUCACUUUUGAAAACAAUGUAAAUAAAAGAGUUUGCUAUUUUUUAUGAUAUAAAGGAGGCAAUUUAUGUUUUGAAAAUGAUAUCAAUUUGGUUUCCAGAUGUUCGAAACGGCACCUCAAACGUCCCUUUUUUUAGAUAUCUUUUCAAUUUCCUAUUUGCAACAGUAUUUUGUCAAAAAAUGCAUUUUUCAAUCGGAACUUGUUAACAAAUAUAAGUACAGCUCUGAAAUUGUGUGUGAAUAUUCCUCUUUUAUGCAAGAAUGAAUCGAGUGAUUACUUUUGUUCUUAUCACUUUUCCUUUUCAAAAAAUCUUUGAUUUUCUUGAAGCAAAAAGAGCAAAAGUAAUCACUCGUUUCAUUCUUGCAUAAAAUAGGAAUAUUCACACAGAAUUUCAGAGCUGUACUUAUAUUUGCUAACACGUUCCGAUAGCAGAAAAAAUGCACAAAGAAUGCAUUUUUUGACACAAAAAAUGAAAACAUUGUUUUUUAGCCAUCUCUGUACGGGCCAUGAAAUUAUCAGAUGAAAAGGAUUUAGAAGAUUGCUGCAAACAGAAAGUUGAAAAAAUCUAAAAAAGUGGACGUACCACCUUAAGCACUAAUUGCUAUCAUAUUUUGGAUGGAACUUGAGGAAAAGAACCUCAUUUCCCAUCUUUCACCUCCAAAAUGUAUCGAUCAUGUUUACCUACAUUUGGAAUGCCUCGAUCCAAACGCGUAUGUCACCAUCAAAAUCACUCUAAAUUAUGACACGAUUCUAGUACGAUACGCUAAAAUGAACAGGCCUUAAUUUUUUUAUACAGGGUGUUUCGAGCUAGAAUGAGCAUAGUAAAUUAUACCGAGACCUUUCUUAUCUGACACUAAACAUUCUACGUUGUUUUUAAGGAUAAACAGGGUGUAACUUUUUUAUGUUCAGAUAUGUUUUUCACUGUGCCAAUUCGAGUACGAAACACUCUGUAUACGUGCUGAAAUUUAUUUUUGGACUAAAUUUAAUGUGUGCCUUUGAUAUAAAUUUUGUUGAUUUUCGAUUGACUGGACGAAGGUGGUAGUAAUUUAAUUCUUAUCGCAUCUGAACGACUGGUUUGGUAUCUGUAUAUGAAAAAUAUGCUUAUUUGUAUAUUUUAUAUAGUACUUAGAGGACGCCACUGUCCGCAUUUAAUAUAUAUACACACACUCGCUUUGUUUUGUUAUAUAACGUUGAGAGCAGCAUUUACCUACUUUACUUUUUUAUUCUUUAUUUUCGCAUUUUAUUUAUAUACACACAUGAAUUUGUAGUACGUUGAUUUUCAUUUACCCUCGGUACUUUUAUUACAUUAAUUAAGUGAUAAACUUAUGUAUAAUUUAUUUAGUAUCACUUCUUUUUCCUAAUCGAGUUCGCCAUAUGAUCGGUCAGAUUUUUUUCAAAUAAAAUUUUUUUGUUGCAUUUCUGAUCGAUGGUUCAGCGGAAAUCGUGCUAAUCGGGUACAUAUAACUUUUAUACUAAGCAACGCUAUUAAAAAAUAAAAUGAACUAGCUGUAGCUAUUAACCUUUUGAUACAUAUUUUGUAGAAAUAUAUAUUUUGUAAAAAUCAACUAUAUUUUAGUCUGAAACCGUUUUUGAUAUGCACGUUUUUGUAUUAUAAAGACAAUUUCCUGCAUUUUGUAAAUAUUCUAAUGUGUAUCUGGGUUAGGGGUUCAUCAUACUUAACUGAUGAAUAAAAUUUUAUAAAA